CCCUCUGAGUGCGCAUGUCAAUGCAACUACGACAGUAGAAAUAGAAGGCGUUAAUCUAGGUGUAGUGUAUGGCGACACAGUGAAUGCUGUUACUAUAGCAGGCGAACCAUGUGCGUCAAUAGAAAGUCUCUUCGAGCCAGGAGUAAGAAUAUCCUGUAAACUGUAUCCAAGUAACAGACAGAGAAAUGGUAGCGUAGUGAUAACAUUCGCAAAUAAUUCAACAGGAUGGUAUUCCAAACGGUUUUACUUCUGGGUUCCAGUUAUAACGUCUAUCAAACCGACUUCGGGACCCAUUUCUGGGGGCACAUCUGUAACAGUGUAUGGACAACAACUAAAUAUUGGAAGAUAUAUUACAGUUACAAUAGGGGAUAACGUGUGUGAACCCGUUAACCACAUGAAUCCUACUUUUGACCUAGUUACAAGGAAGGAUCAAUUGAUUCAAACCACAACUUAUUCACCAAAUGAGCUGAUUUGCAAGACGGGAUCUGUAGAUGAAGAUAAGUUGCAAGAUGUAUUGGUACAGAUUGAUGGAGCCCGAGUUUUAGAAGAAAUGAACAUAACAUACUUAUAUGUUGCGGACCCAGUCAUUACUGACAUACAUCCUAAGAAGAGUUUCUAUAGCGGAGGAAUCACUUUGACUGUAGAAGGGUCAAACUUGAAUACCAUACAGACACCUAUGGUAUAUGCAAUUAUUGAUGGUUUCAAGACAAUAUCCGAGAACUGCACGAAGAGCGGCGAAACUGAUGCUAUUCACUGUCCUUCCCCUAGGUAUAAAAACACAUCAGCUGUUUCUGGAUUGAGUAUGGUAAAGGGAAAAAAUGGCAGCGAAUAUGUGUCUGCCAGGUUAGGAUUCGAGAUGGACGGUGUGGCUUCUGUUACCGCUGACAAUCUUCAUAGCCAUAUUGCGACUCUUGAAUAUGUAACUGAUCCUGUACUUGAAAACUUCACAGAGGUCAAGCUCUACCAUGAACAUCAACCAUACCUUGUUAUCAAUGGUUAUCGUCUCAUGCAUGCAGCAAACAAACAUGAUGUGAAAGUAAUCAUCGGCUGUGAGUUUUGUAAUGUAACAUUUGCGUCAAAUGUUGAAAUCCUAUGUAAACCUCCGGUUGACAAGCCUGCUUGUGGGAAAAGUAAAGAAGAGCCAUUAGAUGUUUAUGUAUGGAUCGGCUACUUUCAUCAAAGUGUAGGAUUCUUCGCUUACGAAACCAGUGUUAAAGAAACAAGUAACCCGACUUACAUGAUCGUAGCGGUACUGCUUGCUACAGCUGUUAUUGUAAUAGUAGUAAGUAUUUUUGCUUAUUGCAAGUGCAGAACUAAGCAUAGAGUACCUUCAAACGACGUUACAAGUGUGGUGUUUAGGAGAAAUCAGACCGAAGAAAUGAACGAGAGGAGAACUACUGCCUCAGCUUCACACGCAUGUGCAAGAGAAACUUCAAAUAUAUAUGAUGUUAUUCAUGACCACGAAUAUCAUAAUUGUUUCUUCUGGUUUUUUUGUUAA
Messenger RNA from Mercenaria mercenaria, 1498 nucleotides. Its product is annotated as plexin-2-like. NCBI's taxonomy places the organism in Eukaryota, Metazoa, Mollusca, Bivalvia, Venerida, Veneridae. The coding region runs from base 395 to 1498 and encodes 367 amino acids. Gene Ontology annotation, biological process: regulation of cell migration; semaphorin-plexin signaling pathway involved in axon guidance. Gene Ontology annotation, cellular component: semaphorin receptor complex. The transcript is spliced from 11 exons. Gene Ontology annotation, molecular function: semaphorin receptor activity. The record is from RefSeq and is a predicted model, not a curated record.